Eublepharis macularius is the source of this 1755-nucleotide messenger RNA. RefSeq names its product phospholipase D family member 6 (gene PLD6). The transcript is spliced from 2 exons. The record is from RefSeq and is a predicted model, not a curated record. Bases 1 to 732 code for a protein of 243 amino acids. Gene Ontology annotation, cellular component: mitochondrion. NCBI's taxonomy places the organism in Eukaryota, Metazoa, Chordata, Lepidosauria, Squamata, Eublepharidae. Gene Ontology annotation, biological process: piRNA processing. Gene Ontology annotation, molecular function: RNA endonuclease activity producing 5'-phosphomonoesters, hydrolytic mechanism.
AUGUGCGAAGCUCUGGCCAUGGGGCGCGGCGGGGCUUGGGUCUUCAUGGCGGGGGCGGCGCUGGGCGUCUGCCUGGAGGCGCUGGCCGAGUGGCUGCUGAGGCGGCGGCGGGAGGUGCGGGUGCGCGAGGUUCUUUUCUUCCCGUCGCGCGUGACCUGUGUGGAAGGGCUGUUGGCGGCGGCUAGGGAAGAUGGCGGGAAAGGGCUGCGCCUGGCCCCGUGCCUCUGCUCGCUGCCUCACGAGGAGAGCGAGCUCAGCCGCCUUCUGGCCCGCCUGCUCAGCGCGCGCCGCUCCCUCGAGCUCUGCAUCUUCGCCUUCUCCUGCCCACAGCUCAGCUGCGCCAUCCUCCUUCUCCAGCGGCGAGGGGUGCGCGUCCGGGUGGUCACCGACGCCGACUACAUGGCCGUGAAGGGAUCCCAGAUCGGCAUCCUACGCAAAGCCGGGAUUCAGGUACGCCAUGAUCAGGAGAGUGGCUACAUGCACCAUAAAUUUGCCAUCAUAGACAAAAGGCUGCUGCUCACUGGCUCCCUCAAUUGGACCACACAAGCCAUCCAGCAUAAUAGGGAGAAUGUUAUGAUAGUGGAAGAUGCUAAGUAUGUGAAACUCUUUCUAGAGGAAUUUGAAAGGUUGUGGGAAGAUUAUAAUCCAGUUAACUAUAUAUUCUUCAAAGAAAAAGAGGUGCCAAAAGAGACCAACAAUAAUCCUGGGACAGAAAGGAAAUUUAACAAAUGAUAGUUUACCUCUGGUAAACAGUCUGUUGCAGACACUAUUUCAUUCUUAAAGAUCCUGUUAAUUCUUGUUUUAGGUGUUGUGUAAUAAGCACAGUGGUACUGACAUGUUUGCACGUUUGAUAUUACUCUAAAAGUGCUCUUCAUAAAUGUAAGUCUAUAUAGUUAUGCUAUAUAGCUAUGACAAGAGUCUCAGAAAUAUACCUUUGCUUUAGCAAAGGCAGUGUCCACCAUUGCUCCUGUAGGCAGCUAGUACAGGCAAAGGGUUUACCUCUUCAUUGCCAGUAGGUUUCACUGAUGUGUAUGCAGGAAGACCUUGACUCAAAGGCAAAUUCUUGUGCUUCUCUUAAUGCUUCAUUGCAUGGCAAUCAGAGAAAUUUACCUGAGCACAGAAAACUUGUUAAUACAUGGGAAAGUCCACGUAUAAGUGUCAUUGCUGUAUGAUGGCCUUGAAAGUUGUAGCCAAGCCUAGCUGCAGAUUAUAGAAAACAACUUGGGGGACACUUUUUUAAUUAUUAUUUUUGGCUGAAACAGUUUCAGGGAUAAUGGAAUUGCUCAGGAAAGAUUUCUGUAUUUUUAAAAAAGUGAUUUUUAGAUGAUAAAUCAGUACAUCAGUAUGGGCAUUUACAAUCUGAGGAGUCAAAACUGCAAAGUCAGACAGCAACAAAGGCCCAUUAACACGCAAGCAUUGUGUGCUGCAGCAUGGCCUUAAUUGACUAUUGCCGUUUCCCUCCUCCAAGCUAGGGAUAACCUGAAUCAUCCUACUUGAUAUAAAAGUAAGGCUAACUGAUCUUAAUUUAACCUUGUUAUUGUAGUGUUUCUACACAGACUGUAGUGUGUUCAUACUGGGAAUGAUGAAAAAUAUGGGGGAAAGUGGGAAGGAGCCUCUUACUUGAACUGUUGCUUGGAAGCGUACAACAGUAAGAACUUAAUAGUAAAAUUGUAGUGUGUUUUGGAUUGCGGGCACCUGACUAUAUAGGACCUUGCUUCAGAGUUGUAGCAUUUUCAUACUUGUAAUUAAAUUGGU